AGGGUAGCGCAAGCAACCGUAAACAAAUAUAUAACUCGGGGAAGGCAAGGCAUUAGAUAGGGACAGAGAGAGACGUUUCCCUUUUGAAUUCCCAUUUCCAGUUCCAGAUCGUUGUGAGAAAAGAGCAAAAGCUUACCCGCCAUGGGCAAAUUGGACACCUCCCGAUCAACCUCCUCCCCGGCGCCCACCGCCCGCGGCCGCCUGGCGGUGCUCACAGCUCAUUUGGCUCCACCGGCCGUCGACCCGCCUUCCCAUUUCGCCGCCGUCGAGCGCUUCUGCGUCUUGUCUAACUCCGACCUCCCCACCCACCUUAAGGGCACCCUCAGCAUCGUCGACGAGAGGACCGGGAAGGCGUAUAAAACCUCCGUGUCCGAGCAUGGCACCAUCAACGCCUCCGAUCUCAAGAAGAUAUCAGCGGGAAAGAAUGACAAGGGAAUCAAGCUGUAUGAUCCAGGCUACCUAAACACUGCUCCUGUGCGGUCUGCUAUUUCUUAUAUUGAUGGCGAUGAAGGUAUUCUUAGAUACAGAGGCUACCCAAUCGAGGAGUUGGCUGAAAAAAGCACAUUUGUGGAAGUGGCUUACCUCAUCAGUUGAGUAUUUCUUGAUACCAAGUUUGCCUUCUCUAAGCAAAUAUCUUUAUUUUCUCGGCUGUAGUUUUUCCUUUGAGUUCUUCUUGUUUCUCUUUCUUGAGAUGUCUGCAGAUCACUCUUCCCUCACUCACUUGGGUGAUCUUUGUCAAUCUAGCACCAUGCCGCUAAUACCUUGAUUUGUGCUGUGCUCCUUUCCAAAUGUGGAGCAUUUCAGCUCCUUAUAACUUACGCCAUGUUAACAGUUUUUGUUAUUCAAUCUCCAAUUCAACUUAUGUGUCUAUUUUUUUCUCCUAUGAUGUGGGGAAAUUUUGCUGUUUAAAGUGUGUAUAUUACAUUUAGCCAAACUGUUUUAUAGCUCUGUGCAAAUAUUGUAUAAAAACAUAUAAUCACCUCAAGGUGGAAGCUCGAGCAAGGAUCACCUAUAUGAUUUUUGUUGGUGUUGUUAAUGCUAUUAAAGUCGACCUGUCUUUGCAGUGUACGGGAACCUGCCAUCUGAAAAUCAAUUGGCAGACUGGGAAUUUGCCAUUUCGCAACAUUCAGCUGUGCCACAGGGUAUUUUGGAUAUUAUACAGGCAAUGCCUCAUGAUGCACAUCCUAUGGGUGUCCUUGUCAGCGCUAUCAGUGCUCUUUCGAUUUUCCAUCCUGAUGCUAAUCCAGCUCUUAGGGCAAAUAUUACACUUUGGUCAGGGGCAAGACCUUUACAAGUCGAAGCAAGUGAGAGACAAACAAAUUGCACGCGUUCUCGGGAAGGUUUGGUCUCCUUGCCUGGUGCCAACAAUUGCAGCAGCAGCAUAUCUUCGGUUGGCAGGCAGGCCUCCUGUUCUCCCUUCCAGCAACCUGUCUUAUGCUGAGAACUUCCUCUAUAUGCUUGACUCAUUAGGCAAUAGGGCUUAUAAACCUAAUCCUCGAUUGGCUCGAGUGCUGGAUAUACUUUUCAUUCUGCAUGCAGAACAUGAAAUGAAUUGCUCAACCUCUGCUGCCCGGCAUCUAGCCUCAAGUGGUGUUGAUGUGUACACUGCGCUUGCUGGAGCUGUUGGAGCUUUAUAUGGUCCUUUGCAUGGUGGGGCAAAUGAGGCCGUGCUAAAGAUGCUAAGUGAGAUUGGUAAAGUUGAAAAUAUCCCAGAUUUCAUUGAGGGUGUGAAAAACAGGAAGCGUAAGAUGUCAGGUUUUGGGCAUCGUGUCUACAAAAACUAUGAUCCAAGAGCCAAGGUGAUUAAGACACUAGCAGACGAAGUGUUUUCCAUUGUUGGGCGUGAUCCUCUCAUUGAGGUGGCAGUGGCUUUGGAGAAGGCGGCACUCUCUGAUGAGUAUUUUGUAAAGAGAAAGCUGUAUCCCAAUGUUGAUUUCUACUCGGGGUUGAUAUACAGGGCUAUGGGAUUCCCAACUGAGUUCUUUCCUGUUCUAUUUGCAAUCCCUCGGAUGGCUGGUUACUUAGCACACUGGCGCGAGUCUCUGGAUGAUCCAGACACAAAGAUAAUGAGACCACAACAGGCUAGUUCUCGAGAGCCACAUGUCUAUGUUGGGGAAUGGCUGCGGCGCUAUGCUCCGGUGAAUGAGCGAAUUUUGUCACCAGAAACAGACAGGCUAGGGCAAGUGUCUGUUUCUAAUGCAUCAAGGCGACGACUGGCUGGGUCUAGGGUGUAGUUCACUCACGCACACUUAUCAUUCAUACGGAAAAGGUAAAACAGGGGAAUGAAUAAUAGCAUGAAAGAAUGCUUUUGUGAUGAAUAAAUCGGGGCACCAGUCUCCAAUAUAGUUUCGCCAUCAUCUCAGCCCAGAGUAAUGUGUUGUUAUGUAUGCAUUGACAUGGGCGUGGAUUUGUACUCUUAAUUUGCCACUUUGACCUUCUGUUCCGUCUGAUCACAAGAGAAAAAGUGUCCUAUAAGGCAAUGCAUUGCGCAUCAUAUAUGAAAGAACAACUUAAUUACUACAGGAAUUUGUGGCAUUUCCUUGGUGUGGU
Linum tenue is the source of this 2550-nucleotide messenger RNA. NCBI's taxonomy places the organism in Eukaryota, Viridiplantae, Streptophyta, Magnoliopsida, Malpighiales, Linaceae. The record is from the annotation of a GenBank genome assembly.